Messenger RNA from Urocitellus parryii (Arctic ground squirrel), 2175 nucleotides. The record is from RefSeq and is a predicted model, not a curated record. NCBI's taxonomy places the organism in Eukaryota, Metazoa, Chordata, Mammalia, Rodentia, Sciuridae.
CCAGGAGCGCCUCAAAGUCCAGCCAGCUGGGGACUGACUGUGGCAGACGAGCAAGAGCUGGCAGCAAUGGGGCCCCGAGCUUCAGGGAACCUGCUCAGGAUGGAGAGAGCUCCGCGCUCAGCACUGGGCCCUGAAGUUAGCCUGCAUGCCUACGACAUUGGGGUGGUGGUCACCUACUUUGUCUUUGUCACUGCUGUGGGGAUCUGGUCGUCCAUCCGUGCAAGCCGAGGGACCAUUGGGGGCUAUUUCCUGGCGGGAAGAUCCAUGAGCUGGUGGCCKAUCGGAGCAUCUCUGAUGUCCAGCAAUGUGGGAAGCGGCUUGUUCAUCGGUCUGGCCGGGACAGGGGCUGCUGGAGGCCUUGCUGUGGGAGGCUUUGAGUGGAAUAUGAGGAAAUCAAGGCCUGGAAGAGGCAGAGGGACUCAACUGAGGUCUGGGAGGGCUGGGUUUGGGCCCCAGGCAACCUGCCUGCUCCUGGCCCUCGGCUGGGUCUUURUCCCCGUGUACAUCGCAGCCGGUGUGGUCACGAUGCCUCAGUACCUGAAGAAAAGGUUCGGGGGCCAGAGGAUCCAGAUUUACAUGUCCGUCUUGUCUCUCAUCCUCUACAUCUUCACCAAGAUAUCGACUGACAUCUUCUCCGGAGCCCUCUUCAUCCAGAUAGCCAUGGGUUGGAACCUCUAUCUCUCCACGGUGAUUCUGCUGGUGGUGACAGCUGUCUACACCAUUGCAGGGGGCCUCACAGCAGUGAUCUACACGGAUGCUCUGCAGACAGUGAUCAUGGUUGGGGGAGCCCUGGCCCUUAUGUUUCUGGGUUUUCAGGAGGUGGGCUGGUACCCAGGCCUACAGCAGCGGUACAUGGAGGCCAUCCCCAAUGUCACAGUUCCCAAUACCACCUGUCACCUCCCACGGCCUGAUGCUUUCCACAUGCUUCGGGACCCUGUGAGUGGAGACAUCCCAUGGCCAGGUCUCAUUUUUGGGCUCACAGUGCUGGCCACCUGGUGUUGGUGCACAGACCAGGUCAUUGUGCAGAGGUCUCUAUCUGCCAAGAAUCUGUCCCAUGCCAAGGGAGGCUCGGUGCUGGGGGGCUACCUGAAGAUCCUCCCCAUGUUCUUCAUUGUCAUGCCUGGCAUGAUCAGCCGGGCCCUGUACCCAGAUGAGGUGGGCUGCGUGGACCCUGACAUCUGCCAAAGAGUCUGUGGGGCCCGAGUGGGAUGUUCCAAUAUCGCCUACCCCAAGCUGGUUAUGGGUCUCAUGCCCAUUGGUAUGCGGGGCCUGAUGAUUGCCGUGAUCAUGGCGGCCCUCAUGAGCUCGCUCACCUCCAUCUUCAACAGCAGCAGCACCCUGUUCACCAUCGACGUGUGGCAGCGCUUCCGUAGGAAGGCAACUGAGCAGGAGCUGAUGGUGGUGGGCAGGCUGUUUGUGGUGUUCCUGGUUGUCAUCAGCAUCCUCUGGAUCCCCAUCAUCCAGAGCUCCAACAGUGGGCAGCUCUUUGACUACAUCCAGGCUGUCACCAGCUACCUGGCUCCACCCAUCACUGCUCUCUUCCUGCUGGCCAUCUUCUGCAAGAGGGUCACAGAGCCUGGAGCCUUCUGGGGCCUCAUGUUUGGCCUGGGAGUGGGGCUUCUGCGCAUGAUCCUGGAGUUCUCAUAUCCAGCCCCAGGCUGCGGUGAGGUGGACAGGAGGCCAGCCGUGCUGAAGGACUUCCACUACCUGUACUUUGCCCUCCUUCUCUGUGGACUCACUGCCAUCGUUAUUGUCACCAUCAGCCUCUGUACAACCCCCAUCCCUGAGGAAAAGCUUGUUCGUCUGACCUGGUGGACAAGGAAUUGCAACCCCCCUGAGCUGGAGAAGGAGGCCUGUGAGAAUGAGGAGGACAGCACACCAGGGCUGGCAGAGGAGGCAGCUGGGGAGUGCCCUGCAGGAGGCGGAGCAGCAGGGGACCUGAUGGAGGAAUUGGAGCAGGUUGGAGCCCCACACAGGUCCUGGGGAAAGCUGCUCUGGGGCUGGUUCUGUGGGCUCUCCAGGGUCCCUGAGCAAGCUCUGAGCCCAGCAGAGAAGGCUGCACUAGAGCAGAAACUGACCAGCAUCGAGGAGGAGCCAUUGUGGAGAAGCGUCUGCAACAUCAACGCCAUCCUCCUACUGUCCAUCAACAUCUUCCUCUGGGGUUAUUUUGCAUAA